Odontomachus brunneus is the source of this 4203-nucleotide messenger RNA. RefSeq names its product transcription elongation regulator 1. Gene Ontology annotation, molecular function: transcription coregulator activity; RNA polymerase binding. The record is from RefSeq and is a predicted model, not a curated record. The transcript is spliced from 18 exons. NCBI's taxonomy places the organism in Eukaryota, Metazoa, Arthropoda, Insecta, Hymenoptera, Formicidae. Gene Ontology annotation, cellular component: nucleus. The coding region runs from base 140 to 3766 and encodes 1208 amino acids.
CAAUAUGUUUACAGAUCGCAUCGCGUAAAAUAGUGAUUUGUUUGCGGCUGUUUUUCUGGCUGUCCGAGAGAAAAAGUGAUAACUGGGCGUGUAAGAAUUCCGACAGUUUUGUCUACUCUUUAUCGCAUAUCAUCGCACAAUGGACGCGAGCGGUGAACAACCGCCCGCGAUUACGGCCGAGCCCGUUUCCAGCAGCGAGCAAGAGCACAAUGACGAGACUAUGGAGGAAACAGAGGAGUACAAUUACGAUGGGGAUGAAUAUAGGCAUUUCGUGCCGCGUGGCCGUGGCGGCUUUCGGGGUCGUGGCAGAGGUGGGUUUGAUUUCCCUAUGAGAGGUGGGCCUCCAAGGUUUCGGGGAAGAGGUUUUGGACCACGAGGACCAAUGUUUCGUGGAGCAAACAAUGGAUUUCCUUUUGAGGGUCCACCAAGGCCGAACUGUCCUCCUGGCCCAGCUGGACCAAGAUUUCGUGGUCCACCACCAUUCGAUCCUAGUUGGGGACCCAUGGGACCACCAAAUCUAAUGGGGCCUCCAAAUUUAAUGGGUCCUCCAGGAAUGCCACCACCACAUAUAAUGAAUGGUCCUAUUGGUGCAGGACCAGGUCCAUAUGGACCACCUCCUGGAAUGGGACCACCUAACAUGAAUAGCAUUCCAGGACAACAACAGCCAUCUCAACAACAAUCACAACAGCAAGCAAACAUUCCAGGUUUAGAUCUCAAUGGAGAAGUAUGGGUAGAGACAAAAACAUCCGAUGGUAAAUCAUAUUAUUAUAAUAUUCGUACACGAGACACCACUUGGACUAAACCAGAGGGACCAAAUGUGAAGGUCAUGGUGCAAGAUCAGUUAGAACAGUUAGUGCAUGGUGCAUCGAAGCAAGCAGCACGUUCUACCACACCUACUUCGUCCAGUAGCACACCGACUCAACUUAGCGAAAAUAGAAUUUCUCAACCGGGCGAGCAAUCGUCUUCUAAUAAUACGGAUGCCAUUAAUCAAUUAAGCACGGCACCUCCUGGUACUGGACCACCUCCGACAUUAAAUGAUACGCCAGACGUUAGCAAUCCGGCAUCUGAUACAAAUCAAUCCAAUGGUACAGCAUCUACGACAGUUGCUAACACGCCACCGAUAAAUACAUCAACUGUAAAUACGAACAUGAUGCAACCACCUCCGAAUAUGAUACCUAUGCAACAUAGAAUGCCAAAUCAAUUUGGUGGACCGAUCGGUACGCAAUUUGGAACAGCGCCUUUCGGAAUGCCGCCGCCUGGCUUCCAACCCUUCGGUGGCUACGGGCCACCACAAGCAAACUGGGGCAUGCCGCAAAUGCCCCACGGUGUAAUGACACCUCAAGCGCCUGCUGAGGAUCCCGCCAUUUUGGCGCAACUUGACUCUGAAUUAGUGGCAUCUGCUAUGGUUUGGACUGAGCAUCGUGCUCCAGACGGCAGAUUGUACUAUUAUAAUAGCAAAGCUGGAGAAUCAGUAUGGGAAAAGCCACAGGCUCUAAAAGAUCUGGAAAAUGCGAAAUUAGCCCUACGGCAAAAAAACGAAGAAGCCAAUUCUGUACCUACCACUACUGCUACAGUUACGGCUACUAUUAAUAAUGCCAGUAAUAAUGCGGUCGAACCUAAUAAACAAGAGAAGCAGCAGGAGAAUAAUCAUGAAACCAAAGAUAGCGCAAAAGACGCGGAUAGCAAUAAACCGAAGAAAGAAGAGAAUGCUAUGAAAGAGCCUGUGAAACCUCAGGACAAGUCUAGACCAAUUUCCAGUACGCCGGUACCUGGAACUCCGUGGUGCGUUGUUUGGACGGGUGAUGGGCGAGUAUUUUUUUACAAUCCGUCCUCUCGGAUAUCAGUCUGGGAAAGACCAGAUGAUCUUAUUGGUCGUCAGGAUGUAGAUAAGAUGGUGGCAACUCCACCGGAUGCAGUCGGUCCGGCGAAACCAAUACGUCAAUCGGACACUAGCGAAAGUAGCGACGAUGAUCAACCCUCAGCGACCAAGAAAAUGAAACUGGAUGAUACCAAAGGUACACCCGUGAAAGAAGAGGAAGAAAAGGAAGGGAAAAAGACUAUUGACAUCGGUAAGGAAGCCGCGAUAGAAGCCGAGGUGAGAGCAGCCAGGGAGAGAGCGAUAGUUCCGUUGGAGACCAGGAUCAAGUCGUUCAGAGAUAUGCUCGCGGAGAAAGAUGUAUCUGCAUUUAGCACCUGGGAAAAGGAACUCCAUAAAAUAGUAUUCGAUCCACGCUACUUACUCCUGACAUCGAAAGAGAGGAAACAGGUCUUCGAGAAGUACGUGAAGGAAAGAGCGGAAGAAGAAAGGCGGGAGAAGAGGAAUAAAAUGAAAGAACGGAAGGAACAAUUUCAGAAACUUUUGGAAGAAGCUGGACUACAUGGAAAAUCAUCCUUUAGUGAUUUUGCUCAAAAGCACGGAAGGGAUGAACGAUUUAAGAAUGUAGAAAAGAUGCGCGAACGAGAAAGCCUUUUCAACGAAUAUCUUCUGGAAGUGCGAAAGCGGGAGAAAGAAGAAAAAACAGCAAAGCGCGAACAGGUGAAAAAGGAAUUCAUUGCGAUGCUGCGUGAACACAAAGACAUCGACAGGCAUUCGCACUGGAGCGAAUGUAAGAAAAAGUUGGAAACGGAUUGGAGGUACAGGGUCGUAGAAUCAGCGAGCACAAGGGAGGAUUGGUUUAGAGAUUACGUUCGCAUACUGAAGGAUGAGCGCAAAAAGGAGAAGGAGAAAGACAAAGACCACCGGCACAGAGAGAAAGAUCACAAGACGGAGAAGAAGGACAGAGACCGUAAGGAAUCGGACAGGAGUAAAGACGCCAAGUCUACCAAGGACAAAACUGACAAGGAUGGUAUAAAGGAAAAGAAGCAGCGUAGAAGCGAGGCACCUGCUGAGGAAAACGGAAAGGACAAAAAGGAAGCGGUCGUAGAGAAAGAGAGUGGCGAGAUUGAGGAGAAUGACGAAAAGAGCGUCAAAAAGGACAAUGAGAAAGAGGACGGAGAUGACCAUUCCGAUUCGGAGGAGGAUCGUGAGAAACAGAAGAGAGAACGAGAAAGACGGGCGGAAGCCAGUCUUCGAGAACGGGAAAGGGAAGUGCAAAGGACUCUCGCUACGCAUCUCCGCGACAGAGAUAAAGAGAGACAGCAUCACCGUCACACAGAGGCGGUUCAACACUUUAGCGCCCUUCUCGCCGACUUGGUGAGAAACGGUGAUUUAGCGUGGAGAGAAGCGAAGCGGCAACUAAGAAAGGACCAUAGAUGGGAACUGGCCGAAAGUUUAGACCGCGAAGAAAAAGAACGACUGUUUAACGAGCAUAUCGAGCAGCUGGGCCGCAAGAAACGUGACAAAUUCCGGGAAGUACUCGACGAAGUGGGCGCGUCGACAGAGUUAACGGCAUCCUGGAAGGACAUCAAAAAACUGCUCAAGGAUGAUCCUAGAUAUUUGAAGUUUUCUUCUAGUGACCGAAAAUGCGAGAAGGAAUUCAAGGAAUACAUCAAGGAUAAACUGGUUGCUGCUAAAGCGGAUUUCCGAGAACUUUUACAAGAAACAAAAUUAAUCACCGAUAAAACGUACAAAAAGGUUCAGGAAAACAGCGCGUGUUUAGCAGAAAUUGAGGAGAUUUUAAGGAAAGAUCGAAGAUUCCUCGUGCUCGAAGCUGCGGCUGCCGAACGUACCCGUUUGCUAAUGGGUUAUCUGGAAGAGUUAGCGCGUAGAGGUCCUCCGCCACCUCCUACUGCCUCGGAGCCAUCCAGAAGACCAACUACAAAUUGAAGCGCGCGUUGUGCAUCGAAAUAUGGUAUGCAUCUGUCGUUGUGGCAACAAAUGGAUGAAUUUAUAACUAUAGUUGGAUUGUAUAUUGAGGCACACAGAUUAACACAAUAGAAUCACAAGGUGCACCAUUCUAAUGCGUUUAGUAAAACAAAGAGUACCCGCACUAAGGGUAAAGUUUUCGGGCAGCAAGUGCUUCAGAGCGAUGUAUCUGUCUAUCGACCAAUCAUACUACUUAAUUUGACUCUAAGUAUUUGUAGUAUCAAGCGGAUUUUGUCCUAAGCGAUCAAUUGAUAAUAAUUGAAAUACAUAUUCCGACCCUUGAUAGAUUUAGAAUGACGCAACUUUGUAUUGAAUCUAUUGUGCCGAUUUGUGUACUUUAUACAUGCAAGGUUAUUGUCUAUAUAGAGUUCAAUAAAAUUAACGCCAAUUACACAUAA